AUUGACUUAGGCGGCUUUUACAACCUGGGUUUCGGUUUUCACGCCCGAGGAUGUUGAACAUGUAUGGCACCAUUUACAAUCCUCCAACCCACCUCUUCACAUCCUCAGUAAAAGAACUCUCUCAGAGCUACAAUGCGGUUUCUGGAACUGUAAAUUCCGGCCUUUCUAAUAUAACAUCAAACAACCCAGCUAGUCAAGCUCAAUGUCAAUCAUCUUUGAUCGGACCAAUCGGUUGUGGAUCAUCUGCUUCUAUUGUCAACAGUGGUAACCAUUCUCUCCCACCCCUCUGUGGGUUAAGUUCCAACACACCAGGAGUUCCUUAUGGGAUAAGUAAUGGACCGUCUGAAGUUGUUCACAAUAAUAGUAGCAAUGGAAGCGCAGCAAAUGGUAGUGGUUCUUCGCCUCCUGUUGUAGGCAGUGGUGGUGAUGGUCCCCCCCUGAGUGUUGGUGCAGGCAGCAGUGCAGGUCCUGGAAGUAACAGUAGUGGCUCAGGUGGCGCUGGUGGGUCGAGUGGUGGUAGCGGCAGUGGCCAUUCUUCAGCAUCUGCUCAACAUCUCAUUCAGUUCGAACCACCGGCUCGUCCUGGAAGAGGUUCAGAAGGUCGUUGCAUUAGCCUGAGGGCAAAUCACUUCGAAAUAAGAAUGCCUAAAGGAUUUCUUCAUCACUACGAUGUCUCGAUCACCCCUGAGAAAUGUCCAAGGCGUGUAAAUCGUGAGAUAAUUGAAACUAUGGUCAAUUCAAUGCAUUAUCAAAAGUACUUUUAUAAUCAGAAGCCAGUAUUCGAUGGGCGUAGGAACAUGUAUACUCGUGAACCACUUCCUAUCAGCAAGGAGAAAGUUGAAUUAGAAGUUACACUACCCGGUGAAGGAAAGGAUCGAGUUUUUCGUGUCGCUAUCAAGCAUGUUUCAGAAGUAUCACUUUUCGCCUUAGAAGAGGCACUCGGCGGUCAUAAUCGACAUAUACCAAAUGAUGCUGUUAUCUCGUUGGAUGUGAUUAUGCGUCAUUUACCCAGUAUGAGUUACACUCCUGUCGGUCGAUCAUUCUUUCAAAAUCCUGAUGGAUAUGAAAAUCCUUUGGGUGGUGGUCGAGAAGUAUGGUUUGGAUUUCAUCAAAGUGUUCGACCUUCUCAAUGGCGAAUGAUGCUGAAUAUUGAUGUAUCUGCAACUGCAUUUUACAAGGCUCAGUCUGUUAUCGACUUCAUGUGUGAAGUCUUAGAUAUAUCGGAUAAGAAUGAACAGCGUCGGCCGUUAACUGACAGUCAAAGAGUUAAAUUCACAAAAGAAAUCAAAGGUUUGAAGGUUGAAAUCACACACUGUGGUACAAUGAGACGUAAAUAUCGUGUUUGUAAUGUGACCCGACGACCUGCUCAAACUCAAUCCUUUCCUUUACAGUUAGAUACUGGAGCUACAGUGGAAUGUACUGUAGCUAAAUAUUUUCAAGAACGCUAUAAUAUACGCUUGGAAUAUCCACAUUUACCAUGCCUUCAAGUUGGUCAAGAACAAAAGCACACAUAUUUACCAUUGGAAGUGUGUAAUAUGGUAUCAGGUCAAAGGUGUAUCAAAAAGUUGACAGAUAUGCAAACAUCUACUAUGAUUAAAGCUACUGCUCGUUCAGCACCUGAUCGAGAAAAGGAGAUCAAUAAUCUUGUGAAAAGAGCCAAUUUCAAUGCUGAUCCACAUUUACAAAUGUUUGGAAUUAAUGUGAAUACUCGUAUGGCUGAAAUUCAGGGUAGAGUUAUUCCUGCUCCAAAGAUUCAGUAUGGUGGACGUACUAAAGCGCAAGCAUCACCACAACUCGGUGUAUGGGAUAUGCGUGGUAAACAAUUCUUUUCAGGCAUAGAAAUUAAAGUCUGGGCAAUUGCUUGUUUCGCUCCACAGCGUAUUGUUCGGGAAGAGUCACUAAGGCUGUUUACCUUACAACUUCAAAAGAUUUCUAAUGAUGCCGGCAUGCCUAUUUUAGGCCAACCAUGCUUCUGUAAAUAUGCUACCGGUCAAGAUCAAGUUGAGCCAAUGUUUCGAUAUUUAAAGAAUACACAUACUGGUUUACAGCUGAUUGUUGUUGUUCUGCCAGGAAAAACUCCAGUCUACGCUGAAGUUAAACGUGUCGGUGAUAUUAUGUUCGGUCUUGCAACACAAUGUGUUCAAUCAAAAAAUGUUAAUAAAACAUCUCCACAAACACUUUCUAAUCUUUGCCUUAAAAUCAAUGUUAAACUUGGUGGAAUCAACUCAAUUAUUGUGCCAAGUGUUCGACCAGCUGUUUUUCGAGAACCAGUUAUCUUUCUUGGCGCAGAUGUUACUCAUCCACCAGCUGGUGAUAAAACAAAGCCAAGUAUUGCUGCUGUUGUAGCUAGUAUGGAUGCUCAUCCAAGUCGAUAUUCAGCUACUGUACGCGUACAAUCACAUCGUCAAGAAAUUAUACACGAUCUUUAUCCUAUGGUUAGAGAUCUAUUACUACAAUUCUAUCGAGCGACACGAUUUAAGCCAACUAGGAUUAUUUAUUAUAGAGAUGGUGUUGGUGAAGGUCAAUUCUUAAAUGUUUUAAAUCAUGAACUACGCGCUAUACGUGAAGCAUGCGUCAAAUUAGAAUUAGGUUAUCAACCUGGUAUCACAUUUAUUGUUGUCCAAAAACGUCAUCAUACACGAUUGUUUUGCGCUGAUAAAAAAGAUCAAAUGGGUAAAUCUGGUAAUAUACCUGCUGGGACAACAGUGGAUCAAGUGAUUACGCAUCCAACAGAAUUUGAUUUUUAUCUAUGCAGUCACGCUGGAAUUCAAGGCACUUCUCGACCAAGUCACUAUCAUGUCCUAUGGGAUGAUAAUAGAUUUAGCGCUGAUGAUAUACAAAAUUUAACUUACCAAUUAUGUCAUACAUAUGUACGUUGUACACGUUCAGUUUCAAUUCCUGCGCCGGCCUAUUAUGCUCAUUUAGUUGCAUUCCGAGCGCGAUAUCAUUUAGUUGAAAAAGAAAUCGAUAGUGGUGAAGGCAGUCAAAAGUCUGGUAAUUCAGAUGAACGCACGCCUACUGCUAUGAUGCGAGCGGUUACAGUUCAUCCUGAGACAUUGAGAGUUAUGUACUUUGCUUAAUGGAAGAUGCAGGCAAUCCAUAUCAGUAAAAUCUUCACAAAAGACAAUGAAAAACCUGAUAUUCUACCGAACACUACUAGUACUACUACGUAUAUUCGUGUUUAUUUGAUUAUCAAUGAAUGUGAGAAUACAGUGAGAAGGCAGUUAGUUAGUCAAUGAAGGCUGUUACCUUUCCUUUUCCAACUUCUUGGCAUCCAUUACCACCACCCCCUCUCCUUCAGCUUAUCUUCUUUUUCUAUGUGUACAUAUAAUCAAUAAAUAAUUCACCUCAUAACACUCGUUGAUAACUCUUCAACAGUGUACUACACCUAAUCUUCUUGCUGUUAUGUUACCCAACCCCCUCGACGGCCGAUCGCCUUUUCGUCUUUUUUUUACAUUCACUUGCCAAUUUAAAUAAAAUCAUUAUUCAAACCCAUUAUUAUUACUACUACUAUUAUUAUUACUAAUAUUAAUAUUGUUAUUAUGGUGUGCGUGUGUGUGUAUGCGCGUUACUCAUCUACUUGCCCAUUAUUAUCAUUAUUAUUAGUAUUAUUACUCAUUAUUAUUAUUGUAUUAUCCGCCUAUGAUGUACCUUGGAGUCUGUAUGAAGGUGAAUAAUAUACUCCAUCAUUUCCGGAGUAGGAGAAAAGGCGGAGUUGUGUUAUGUGAAUAUUGUCUACUGUAGAGAUCACCUCGCGGAAGUAAUAUGUAUAUGUACAUAGCUAAAUAAUCAAUUAUUAUUAUUAUUACCAGUACAAUUGCUUAGUCUUUUUUCCUCAUUUAUGUUCUCAAGGGGACACAAGUCCAUCCUCUUGAAUUUUCUAUUGGAUUCCUUAUAUACACAUAUAUGAAUAGCAA
This is a messenger RNA of Heterobilharzia americana, 3917 nucleotides long. Lineage: Eukaryota; Metazoa; Platyhelminthes; Trematoda; Strigeidida; Schistosomatidae. The record is from the annotation of a GenBank genome assembly.